Molecule: messenger RNA, 689 nt
Organism: Diorhabda carinulata
Lineage: Eukaryota; Metazoa; Arthropoda; Insecta; Coleoptera; Chrysomelidae
Product: endocuticle structural glycoprotein SgAbd-2-like
Exons: 3
Coding region: 18-497 (159 amino acids)
Cellular component (GO): chitin-based extracellular matrix
Molecular function (GO): structural constituent of chitin-based larval cuticle
Source: RefSeq, a predicted model, not a curated record
ACUAGAUCUAGUAAUAAAUGUUGAUACAGUGUAGUUGUGGUCAGUAUAGAAUUAUGAAAUUUUUGAUAAUACUGUUUGCUAUUCUAGCAAUCGCUAGAGCUCAAUAUUACAGACCAGCAAUAGGGGGGGCUGCGAUAAGAAUUAUAAGUCAAACGCAAGAAGGACCAAACGCUGACGGAUCUUAUAAAUGGAGUUACGAUACGGAAAACGGCAUUUCUGCAGAAGAACAAGGUAUCUUGAAGAAUAGAGGUUCUCAAGCAGAAGCAACUGAAGCUAAAGGAGGAUUCAGAUAUACCGCACCAGAUAACAGCGUCAUCUCUUUAACAUACGUUGCCGAUGAAAACGGUUUCCGCGCAUUUGGACCACAUCUUCCCACUCCUCCUCCAAUUCCACCUGCAAUUCAAAGGGCUUUAGAUUUAAUUAGAACGAAUCCUGAUCCUAGAUAUCAACCUGGGGCAAGAUACGAUUCUAGAUAUGACGAUCGUAGAUAUCAAUAACAAGAAAGAUGGCACUUUAGGUAACGGAAAUUAGAAUAUGUGAUAUAAUACGAUUGGAAAUUUUGUUGAGAAAAACUAUUUAUUUAAACGGCCUUACUAACAUAACCAAUGUAGUUGUUUUAUUAUACAAAAUGUUCUAAUUUUGUAUCAACAUAAAAAACUAAUUUAUAUAAAUACAUCAGCAAUUUGAAA